This is a messenger RNA of Myotis myotis, 2274 nucleotides long. RefSeq names its product solute carrier family 44 member 4 (gene SLC44A4). The record is from RefSeq and is a predicted model, not a curated record. Gene Ontology annotation, molecular function: thiamine pyrophosphate transmembrane transporter activity. Gene Ontology annotation, cellular component: plasma membrane. Gene Ontology annotation, biological process: thiamine pyrophosphate transmembrane transport; choline transport. Lineage: Eukaryota; Metazoa; Chordata; Mammalia; Chiroptera; Vespertilionidae. The transcript is spliced from 21 exons. The coding region runs from base 53 to 2176 and encodes 707 amino acids.
GAGUUGCCAGGUCUCCCGGCUCCAAUCACUCCUCACUCUGGAGACACUGAACAUGGGGGGAAAGCCGGCUGGGGAGGAGGCCUACGGGAAGCCAGUCAAACACGACCCUUCCUUCCGAGGCCCCAUCAAGAGCAGGGGCUGCACCGAUGUCAUCUGCUGUGUCCUCUUCCUCCUCUUCCUCCUGGGCUACGCUGCGCUGGGCGUCGUGGCGUGGGCGUAUGGAGACCCCCGGCAAGUCCUCUACCCCAGGAACUCCACCGGGGCCUACUGCGGCAUGGGGGCCAACAAAGAUAAACCCUAUCUCCUGUACUUCAACAUCUUCAGCUGCGUCCUGGCCACCAACAUCAUCGCGGUCGCUGAGCACGGCCUGCAGUGCCCCACGCCCCAGGUGUGUGUGUCCUCCUGUCCAGCGGCCCUCUGGGUCGUGAGUCAGGGUGAGCUCUCACUGACGGUCGGGGAGGUCUUCUACGCUGCAAACCGGACUGUCUGUCGGCCAGGGGUGCCCUGGGACAUGCCAGUACUCCAAAGCCUGGAACAAGACCUCUGCCCCAGCUUCCUCCUCCCCUCCACUCCAGCUCUGGGGCGCUGUGUUCCAUACCCCAAUAGUACACAGUUCGAGUUCCCAGGGAUCCCUGGCAACACCUCCAUCAACCAGGGGAUCAGUGGUCUUCUGGACAGCUUCAGUGCCCGCGACAUCAGCGUUAAGAUCUUUGAAGACUUAGCCCAGUCCUGGUACUUGAUUCUUGUUGCCCUGGGCGUGGCUCUGGUCCUGAGCCUGCUGUUUCUCCUGCUGCUUCGCCUGGUGGCCGGGCCCCUGGUGCUGGUCCUGAUCCUAGGGGUGCUGGGGGUGCUGGCCUAUGGCAUCUACCACUGCUGGAAGGAGUACCAGGUGCUGCGGGACCGGGGUGCCUCCAUCACCCAGCUGGGCUUCACCACCAACCUCAGCGCCUACCGCAGUGUUCAGGAGACCUGGCUGGCGGCCCUGAUCCUGCUGGCUGUGCUUGAAGGCCUCCUGCUGCUCAUGCUCAUCUUCCUGCGGCAGCGGAUCCGCAUCGCCAUCGCCCUCCUGAAGGAGGCCAGCAAGGCUGUGGGACAGAUGAUGUCCACUAUGUUCUACCCGCUGGUCACCUUUGUCCUCCUGCUCAUCUGCAUUGCCUACUGGGCCAUGACUGCCCUGUACCUGGCCACCUCAGGACAACCUCAGUACGUCUUCUGGGCACCCAACACCAGCUUCCCCAGCUGUGAGGCCGUGCCAGUGAACGCAUCGUGCGACCCGAUGGCUCAGCCCACGAACUCCUCGUGCCCCGGACUGAUGUGCGUCUUCCAGGGCUACUUGUCCACAGGCCUGGUGCAGCGAUCUCUCUUCAACUUGCAAAUCUAUGGGGUCCUGGGGCUAUUCUGGACCCUCAACUGGGUCCUGGCUCUGGGCCAGUGUGUCCUGGCUGGGGCCUUUGCCUCCUUCUACUGGGCCUUCCACAAGCCCCGGGAUAUCCCCACCUUUCCCCUGGGCGCUGCCUUCCUCCGCACGCUGCGUUACCACACCGGGUCGCUGGCCUUUGGGGCCCUCAUCCUGAUGCUGGUGCAGAUAGCGCGGGUCAUCUUGGAGUACAUUGACCACAAGCUGAGAGUCGCCCAGAACCCCGUGGCCCGCUGCAUCAUGUGCUGCUUCAAGUGCUGCCUCUGGUGCCUGGAGAAGUUCAUCAAGUUCCUGAACCGCAACGCGUACAUUAUGAUCGCCAUCUACGGGAAGAAUUUCUGCGUCUCCGCCAGAGACGCCUUCAUGCUGCUCAUGCGGAACGUGGUCAGGGUGGUCGUCCUGGACAAGGUCACGGACCUGCUGCUGCUCUUCGGGAAGCUGCUGGUGGUGGGAGGUGUCGGGGUCCUGUCCUUCUUCCUCUUCACGGGUCGCCUGGGGCUGGGCCAAGACUUGGAGAGCCGCCCCCUCAACUACUACUGGCUGCCCAUCAUGAUCGCCGUCCUGGGGGCCCACGUCGUCGCCAGCGGCUUCUUCAGCGUCUUCGGCAUGUGCGUGGACACGCUCUUCCUCUGCUUCCUGGAAGACCUGGAGCGCAACGACGGCUCCGCGGCCCGGCCCUACUUCAUGUCCAAGGCGCUCCUACAGAUUCUCGGCAAGAAGAACGCCGCGCCCCCGGCGGGCAAGGGGAAGAAGCCCUGAGCCGGCGCCGCCCGCGCAGCCUCCCGGCCUCCCCUCCGCUCAGGCCCUGAUUUUGUAGUAAAAAGAUGCCAUUAAAGAUUGACACAUAUUUGCUUUGG